Molecule: messenger RNA, 1157 nt
Organism: Oreochromis niloticus (Nile tilapia)
Lineage: Eukaryota; Metazoa; Chordata; Actinopteri; Cichliformes; Cichlidae
Gene: ghrl
Product: ghrelin/obestatin prepropeptide
Exons: 5
Coding region: 368-751 (127 amino acids)
Cellular component (GO): extracellular region
Molecular function (GO): growth hormone-releasing hormone activity
Source: RefSeq, a predicted model, not a curated record
UGAGCUGACUAUUGUCUAGUCUAGAUAAAGGAAAACAGAUUUUAUGAGGAAGAAAAAAAGUCGUGCAGUGGGAGUCUAGUUUUCUUUUUCUUUUUCUUUUUUUUUGCUCUAUUGGUGAUCAUGUGCAUUUGUGUGCGAGAUAGUUAUGAAAACUGCUUUAAUUGUAACAUGGCUAUUGGCACAAGGUUUAGAACAAUUUCAAUAUCUAUAUGAGGACAAAAGUGUCUGCACCUUUGUGGGGUAGAAGCUUUUUUGGAUAAACUUACCAUUUCCUGAAAAUUAAACACUGAACACAUUACAAAAGUGUUCUUUCGCAGUGAUAUUGAGAGUUUUCAUCAAAAGAUUGGUACAGUGCGUUCCUAAAGGCAUGGACAUGGUCAGCAACAAUACUCAGCAGAUCCAGCAGUGGAGACGUUUUUCUUCAACCAUGCUUCUGAAAAGAAACACCUGCCUGUUGGCUUUUCUCUUGUGUUCCUUGACCUUGUGGUGCAAGUCAACCAGUGCGGGCUCCAGCUUCCUCAGCCCAUCACAGAAACCUCAGAACAAAGUGAAGUCCUCCAGAAUUGGUCGCCAAGCCAUGGAGGAGCCAAAUCAAGCCAAUGAGGACAAAACCAUCACACUAAGUGCGCCCUUUGAAAUUGGCGUCACUUUAAGAGCAGAAGACUUGGCGGACUACAUUGUAGAGCUGCAGGAGAUCGUGCAACGCCUGCUGGGAAACACAGAAACAGCAGAGAGACCAUCUCCUCGUUGAAGAUCAGAGACUGUGUCAGUGUUUUCCAUUAUUAGCUUUAGUUAUCUAAGUUAUUAGACUGUGGUUAAAUAACAUGAAAUACAAGAUAAAUGAAUGAUGCCUAAAACAUUAAAAUGCUUACUAUGUGACCCUGUGUGUAAAAUGGAACACAUCAAUCAGCCAAAUAGCAUUUCCUGGAGAUUUCAGCCUCUUCAGAUUAUGUUCAUCAUCAAGGGGUUGGUUCAGCUGUCAUUAUGAAUUUCACAGGGUGCAGCUGCAGGAAAAAUGUCUCCCAAACACCCAAACGUUUAACUCACACUCUGACAUUUUGCAUUCAUUAUUAAAAUUCCUGUGUCAGCAGAGAAAUACGAUCUAAUGUUAGUCUGUCUCUUUAGGAUUCGAGUAUGCCUUAUACAAUAAAGCAUCA